Adineta ricciae is the source of this 366-nucleotide messenger RNA. The record is from the annotation of a GenBank genome assembly. Lineage: Eukaryota; Metazoa; Rotifera; Eurotatoria; Adinetida; Adinetidae.
AUGACAAAUGAUAUCGAUAGUAUGGAUAUCAUUCAGUUUGCUGAUGGAUGGUAUUCCUAUCCAGAUCUAAAUACAUUUGAUAGUGAUUUACUUCUGGACGUGCUGACGAUUCGAAAUGUCAAACCAACGAAAGCUAUAUCGCCCUGGAAUAUGAAAGCAGAAAAUUCAACUGCUCUUCCACUCACUGAAAUCGCGACUCGUCAACUCGAAGCAUUAUUCAAUUUAUCCCAAUUACUAUUUGGUUUAGCUCGAGCAGAACAAUCCAAUUAUACAUUUCGUGAUUUACAAUUAGGUCAAUCAGCACGACGAUUUCAUGAUCAAUCGAUUAUUUUUCAAUUUUUCAACUGCUUGUCAACGAUGUUUUAA